AUGUGCGCAAAUGUGGACGGCACGUACACGUGCACUUGCCCGGAGACGCAUAUCGGAGACGGCUACACGUGCACUUGCGAUGAAGGCUUCUACGCGGAUGGCGAGAGGUGCAUUGCGUGUCGCAGUCCAGAUCACUGCCUGUCCCCACCCCCGGCCACUUGUACGGGCGAACCGUUGUUCGAUGAUCCAUGCCCUACCAGUAUAUGCGAGGAAGGUUAUAUUAG
This is a messenger RNA of Sphaeroforma arctica JP610, 224 nucleotides long. The record is from the annotation of a RefSeq genome assembly. Lineage: Eukaryota; Ichthyosporea; Ichthyophonida.